Molecule: messenger RNA, 372 nt
Organism: Nicotiana attenuata
Lineage: Eukaryota; Viridiplantae; Streptophyta; Magnoliopsida; Solanales; Solanaceae
Exons: 2
Coding region: 1-372 (123 amino acids)
Source: RefSeq, a predicted model, not a curated record
AUGAGGAUCAAUGGAGAAGCACUAGAUGAAGUUAAAGUGGUUGAAAAAAUAUUGCGGUCCCUGAGUAUAAAAUUUCACACGAAGAAGCUGCUUCUUGAGGCUACCAAAGAUCUUAACACUUUUACACUUGAUGAUUUAGAAGGUUGCAGCGAUCAUAUAAGUGGAAAUAAGAAAUUAUUCAUUGGUCUGGAUGAAAUAUUUAGAGGUACAGUGAGACUUGAAAAUAACGCAAAGGUGCCUGCUGUUGGAAAGGGAAAAAUUCGCAUUACUGUGAAAGAUGGUUCUUCUAAUUUUAUAUCAGAUGUGUUUUAUGUGCAGAGUCUUCAUCAUAAUUUAUUGAGCUUGGGGCAACUAUCAAAAAAAGGAGUAUGA